This is a messenger RNA of Pristis pectinata (smalltooth sawfish), 4525 nucleotides long. RefSeq names its product PNN-interacting serine/arginine-rich protein (gene pnisr). Gene Ontology annotation, molecular function: RNA binding. The record is from RefSeq and is a predicted model, not a curated record. Gene Ontology annotation, cellular component: nuclear speck; presynaptic active zone. Lineage: Eukaryota; Metazoa; Chordata; Chondrichthyes; Rhinopristiformes; Pristidae.
UCUGCCUCAUGGCAGCAUCGGAUGAAGGCGUUGGAAGCGAUUAACACCGCAUGUGAAGGACCCGUCGCCGCCCCGCUCCUCCCCUCCCGCCCCGCUCCUCGGACACCCACCGGGAGGUAUGGGCCCCGGGCUCAGCUUCUCCCGGGUUUGCUUCCGGGUCGGGGGUGACGGCGCCAUAUUGAUCGGCUCGGAGCUGGAAGCGGGCGGCCCGGCGGGAGGAUAUACUUUCAGCUCUAUGGAGUUUCUCGUCUAUUGAGGUAGAGUGGAAACACUGCAACCUUUCUUUUCUGUUGGUAACUUUUAAACAAUUAUAGUUGAAUAUUUGAAGAUGUGGGAUCAAGGUAGUCAACCUUGGCAGCAGUGGCCUUUAAGCCAGCAACAGUGGAUGCAAUCAUUUCAGCAGCAACAGGAUCCAAGUCAAAUUGACUGGGCGGCAUUAGCACAAGCCUGGAUUGCUCAAAGAGAGGCCUCUGAGGAAUCUGUAACACCACAACAGCCAGUAAUAAUACCCAAUGGACAAGCAGUACAUGGCAUUGAAAAUAGUCAAGACAAUCAUGGAAAUUUUCCAGGAGAUCCUAAUUUCAACAGAAUAUGGGAACAGGACUGGGGAAUGCAACAUCAUCGACCACCUCCCCCACCACCAGACCAGCAGUGGAUACCGACCCCAGCUCCCAUGGACAUAGUCCCUCCAUCAGAGGACAAUAGCCAGGACAGUGGUGAGUUUGCACCAGACUCUAGACGUAUGUUCAAUCAAGUCAAUAACAACAAUUUUGGAGGAGCACCAGAAAACUUUGGAAUGGGAUCUGUGCCCGUCAGCCAGUUUGAUUAUCAGCAUGGUGCAGCUUUUGGUCCCCCAGGAGGAUUUCAUCCACCUUAUUGGCAACCUGGGCCACCACCUAACCGUAGAGACAGGCCAUCUUACAGGGAUCGUCCAAGGUCACCCAUAACAGUAAAACAAGACCCUCCUGCACUUGAUGCUGUGAAACGAAGAACACUGCCAGCUUGGAUUCGCGAGGGUCUGGAGAAGAUGGAGAGGGAGAAGCAGAAAAAGCUCGAGAAAGAAAGAUUAGAAAAAGAGCGGGCACAGUCAUCAAAACACAAAAAAGAUCCUGAAGAGGUGCCUGAAGAAACUGAUGGGCCACGAUUGCCUCACAAAAGUAAAUUUGACAGCGAUGAUGAAGAGGAGGAGUACGAAACAACUGAAACCAAAAAUAGUGACAAACCAAGUAGGAGUCCUUCGCCUAUAGCUCAGGAAGAACAGAGCGAACCAGAAAUGACUGAAGAAGAAAAAGAAUUUCAGAUGAUGGCAAUGAUGAAGAUGCUGCUUACAGAAGUACUUUUAGAAGUAACAAAUGAAGAGAUAUAUUAUGUUGCCAGAGAAGCUCACCGUAAAGCCACUAAAGCUCCUGCAAAGCAGCUGGCGCAGUCCAGUGCACUGGCUUCUCUAACUGGACUUGGUGGACUGGGCGGGUAUGGAUCGGAUAGUGAAGAUGAGAGAAGUGAGAGAGCCUCUGAAUCCUCGGACACAGAUGAUGAAGAAUUACACCGCAGAAUCAGACAAAAACAAGAUGCCUUUAGACGCAAAGAAAGGGAAUUACAGCUAUUGCUACAACAGCAGCAGGAGAAACAACUGGAAGAUACAAAGCAUCUACAGGAGGGCAAAGUUUUCAGGGAGAUGGAUACUAAGGAACAAAGUAAAGAACAUGGUGGUAGUGUAGUAAAACAGGAAGGGAAAGAAAGGGAUUGUGAAACUGUUCCUGAAAAGAAAAGAACUCACAGUGAAACUGAACCCAACUCAGAAGUGAGCAAAAGUUUUAGCGAGAAAAGUUCAAAGGAAAAGGCUUCAAGAAACAGAAGUUCCUCCAGCAGCAGUAGUGGGAGUAGCAGUAGCAGUGGCAGUACUAGCAGCAGCAGUAGGUCAAGGAGCUCCACGUCCAGCAGUAGUACAGAAAGCAGUAGUAGCUCUAAUUAUUCCUUUUCACCUAAGAGAAAGAAAAAGUGGAGCCAUAGCAGAUCCCCUUCCCAUAAAACCAGGCGUCGGAGUAGAAGUCAAAGUUAUUCCCGCAGGCACAGGAGGGAGAGGAGCAGAAGCCGCGAUCAGCUUAGGAGACACAGUCGAAAUGAGUUGGAGAAAGAGAGGCAUAGACAUCGCAGUGGAUCCCGAAAUAGAAGAAGUGGGGACAGGCAUAGGAGUAGAAGCAAAAGUGAUGUUAAGCGUGUCAGUCGCAGUAGGAGCAAAGAGAGACAUAGAAGUCCCGAAAGGCGCAGGAGCCGUAGUGGAGGCAGAGUGAAACAAAGGGGGCAGAGUAAAGACAGGGACAGGAAAAAAAUUAGGAGUGGAAGCACAGAGAGGGUUAAGAAGAGAGAGGAGAAGAAAAGGGAUAAGGAAAAGGAGCAGGACAAAAGAGACAAACAAAAAAGUAAGGAUAAACAAAAAGAAGAUAAAGAUGGCAGCAAGUCAAGCAGUCAAGAUGAGAGUAAACUAAAGCGCAAGAGGGAAUCAGAGCGGACGUACUCGCGUAGUAGCUCUGGUAAACUUCCACAACAGUAUUCUAGGCAGGAUAGCAAGUCCAGCAAGAAAGGAUCUACAAAGGAUGGUAAAAAGCACUCAGACACAGAAUCUAGCGCAAGGAGCAGCUCACGUUCUCCAGAUAGCAGAGAGAAGAAGGCAAAGAAAUCAAAACGCAGUCGCUCAAGAUCAGUGGAAAAAUCUCAAAGGUCUGGUAAGAAGGCAAGCCGCAAACACAAGUCUAAGUCACGAUCAAGGUCGAGAACACCCAAUAAUCGUAAGCAUUAAGGGGGAAAAUUCUCUGGCAUCCUUGCCAUGAUUGGAAAUUCCAUGAGUUUUGGAGGAUUGUCUCAUUAUAGAGGCAUACAUGACAACUGUGUAGGUGUUUAUAUGUAUAUAGGUGUAAAUUUUUUCCAAGUGCUGUCUAUAGUUCAGUACUUGCUUAAGGUUUUAUUUGUAUUGCAUUCUUCAGAGAUUAUUCGCACUGUAAACAGUUUGCUUUCAGUUGUAACAUUUUAACAUAAACUUACACUAACUGUAGUCGGCUGUCAAUAAACUUUUCAGGUUGGUUUUGUUAUACAUUUCCCAUUGUUUACUGCUGAUAUUUUAUGGCGUUUCAAGAGGUAUGUGGAUCAAAAUCUGAAAGAUAUUGAAUGAAGAGCACUUGAAUGCAAAGCAGUAAUGUCCACUGUAAGGCUCUAGUUUGCAUACUACACAAAAACAGUUAUCUAGAUUCUGAGAUGAGUUACAGCCUCUAAUUAAUUCCCACCUGUAAUCUGUGCAUAUUUGUUUAAAGCUGUAUAUUAAUUUCUUCAAAUUUUCUCUGGAACAUAUUAAUGUGGAGUUUACUUCUCAUUUAAAAUAACUUGAGGGAAUAAUCAGAUGAAUAAGUUACAGUUAGAAUUGUAUACAUUUUUAUUAGGAAAAUAACCAAACUUCAAAUUCUCUAUGCCAGAAUGUUGCAAGUCACAGCAGCUGCAUUUUUUGCAUGUCAACUUUUUGAUGAAAUCUUAUUUGGCAUCAAUAAUUGAUACAACGUUAUUUUUAGUCAGACAAAUUUAGACUUCUCUGCAAGUUCAUCUUUUAUACAAAAGUUUGAAUUAUCAGUAGCCACACUGUAACUCUGAAGGAAACAGUGCAAAACCACCUAGAAGUUGCUGUUGCACAGAAUGGAGUGAACCUCAGUAUCAAAUUUGGUGUUUGAAAAUGCUUCCAAGAUCCUUUAGGCUUUUUUGGGAAUUCAGUGAUUGAGAUGUUUAGUCAGUACACAGGCUUUUGUCCACAUUCUCAUUUUAAACAGUAAACCUACAGGAAAACAUUUGAUGGAAUGAAACUGUAUAAGCCAGCUACAAACUGGUUGAAAUUAGUAAUUGUAGGAUGUGUAUGUUAUAAUUUACAUGAAAAGGACAUCUGGAAAGCAAAUGUUUCCAGAAUUCAGUGAGAUGAAGUGACAACAUUUCAAAUAAAACCAUCAAUUUCUUUGCUCUUGGUACACUUUGGAGCGAGGUGUAUUCAACAAAUUAUUGAAACUGACCCAUCCUUUUCAGCAAGGGUAAAAUAUGUAUAUUAUCCAUUGUCACCAUUUUCAGGCCAGUUAGUUGAACUUUUCAUUGUAAUGGAAGAAAAAACUUCCAGAAAGGUACACAUUUUUCAAAAAUAAUUUCAAUUUUGGUCUGCGCAUUUGCAGUCCCAACCCAUGGUGAUUAUCCUCGUACCUUUGGAUGAUUAAGAAGUAAUGUCAUCUUUGAAAUUUUAAACUUCAGCAACAUCUCAUUAAAAUUCUUCCAAUAUCAAACACAAUAUAAGAAUGCAGAUCUCCCUUGAGCUUUUCUCCUGAAUCAAUUAAAUGAUUAUUAAUAAUCUGGUAUUUCUUUUAUAUAAAAGGCAAAAUAAGAUUUACUAGAUCCAUCCUGAUGCUCAACAUCUAAUCUCAAACAAGCAUAUUCAUAUCAAUAUUUAAAAUAGAAACCCUACAGAUUUUAAUAAACAUCUUUUUAAGAAUAUUUGUGUGUAUGU